This is a messenger RNA of Suillus bovinus, 1799 nucleotides long. RefSeq lists its product as uncharacterized. Bases 302 to 1702 code for a protein of 466 amino acids. Gene Ontology annotation, molecular function: protein binding. The transcript is spliced from 3 exons. NCBI's taxonomy places the organism in Eukaryota, Fungi, Basidiomycota, Agaricomycetes, Boletales, Suillaceae. The record is from RefSeq and is a predicted model, not a curated record.
UGUCACCUCAAAUCGAUAGAGUUGCCCUUCCUUUGAGACUGAUUCAUGGCAAGUACUACAAUCCUUUCCGCCACGAUGUCUUUGUCCGUUCGUUUCUUAGUGGCCCAUAUGAAAGUAUUUAAGCAAUAAGAUGAACAGUGGUUUCUACACUACACUACGUUCCUUCAGCUAAGUACUCAGGCUAUUAUUCACAAUUGCUUGCUAUUCACGACACAAACUCUGGUUAGUUUUUCGUUUACAAUUGCUGAUUUUAUUGACAUCGAGUCUCAGCGCAUCAGACGGCGGACUAAGCCAUCAAAGAAUGACAGAAUUACUAGUGUCACUCCCCGAAGAACUUCUAUCUCAUAUCCUAAGCUUCCUUCCCUGGCAAGACAUUCUACGUUGUACAACCCUUUGCAAGGCCCUUCGUCAGACAUACCUGUCGUCCUCCGAGCUUCAGUAUAUCACUGAAAUGGGCGGCCAACAACUGCUUCCCGUCUUCAUUAAUCACCGCAUUCCUUUUUCAAAGCGCCUACAACUCCUAAGGGAUAAAUCCCACGCGUGGUCCAAGUUUGACACUCACUCUUUCGAAAUAAUCUAUAUACCAGUACCAUUCCAUACACGAGUAACAGUGUCCAUUGUCAGUGGACAUGCCUGCUUCUGGAAACCGACUAUGCACUCGAGCAAGAUCUUUCCGAUAGUACCAAAGCCCUUACAACAAACCAUCGAGCGUGAUUUCUCCCCAGAUUCGCUUUGCUCACUUCCCAAACAGAAUCAAAGCGACUUCGAUGUUUUGAAUGUUUUGAUGGACCCAGUGCAAAAUCUAAUUGCCAUCGUCUAUGCCACGGUCAUUAGAAAUGGCGGCCUGGUGUAUGAUAAGGGGUACUAUAUUGACCUUGUAGCUCUGGAUGGAGAUUGCACCCACCCUCAAGCCGCUGGACGAACUCUGUUUCUCUCUAACUUGCCAACACGCAGUGAUUUUAUUACAAAGAGUACGAAAAUAGAAGGUUUGGGGAGGCAUAUCGCAUUGCGACUGUUUGACGGUGAUCAGCCACCUAUCCCUUCAUUUGCGUCCAGAUGGUGGUUGCAGAUUUGGGACUGGCAACACUCAACAACAUCUAAUUGCAUCCUCGGCGGCCCAAUACUAGAUCCUGAUUUCGACGAGAUCGACAUCUGCUUCCUCGGACAUGAUAGAUUUUUGGUUAGCAACGAUGAUUUAAAGCUGUAUUCAAUCGAGGACAUGUCUCGGGCACCGCUCUUGCUGACUCGCUUUUUGUUACCCUCAUCAGCAGUGAAUCUACGAUGUUUCACUCUGACAGAUGAUAUUGCACGUAGCUCACACCCCCAGAUGCACGCCCCACAAGUAGCAUGGAUCUCGGAUCCUAAACAUCGACUAAUCUCUCUUAUCACGUGGGAUUCAGAACUCUACUUCAUAAUUUCCACCAGGAUUUUCUUCGAGCUCGACUUCGUUAAUUCGGAAAGAAUACCAUGGGAAUCUUGGGGUCCUUUGAAUGCUCGUAUAUUCCCCCACCAGUCUUCAUGCAAACUUGGCGUUAGCGGGAGUCGAGCUUUGUAUGCAUUCACUGUUGGCGUAGAAGAAUCUGAUGACGGCUUGAUCGAGAUAGAGUACAGGUUACAUCUCAUGGACUUUAGUCCGUUAGCUAUUGCGCGUAUUGCCAUGAAGAUAUGGCCGGCUUGUCGCCAGACGACAGAUAUGCUAUGACCUGAUCGAAGGACAUGCGUCGUUGGCUAUGUCUGCCACCACCGUGACGAACUCAAACCAGAGAGAAUUAGACAGGAUUUAUACGCGUGGUUGUCUG